AAGCAGCAGCGGCCGACAACAGAAAUGAAAGAACUAACUUUUACGGCACAUCUUUCUUUUUGUCAAUUGAGAGGCGAACGCCGACGUCAAUUGUUUGAAAAAAAGAGGAAGGAACGGAAUCGAAAAUUUGUGUUGUUGGUGGCAGUUGAUAUUUUAAAAGAUGAAUCGUCGUUACUCGCGCGUUGAGUCCGGUGGGGAUCUCAAGGACUACUUUGAUAGAGGAGAUAUUGCUUCCCGAGAGAAUCGUUGGACAUUUGAGAUCGCAUGGGAGGUGGCUAACAAAGUUGGAGGCAUUUACACUGUUAUACGCUCAAAGGCCUAUGUUUCGACCGAGGAAAUGGGUGAACAGUUGUGUCUGAUGGGUCCUUACAAGGAACACUGCGCCCGAACGGAAAUGGAAGAAAUUGAAUUUCCACGGGGUAAUCCACUGCUGGAUGCAGUAAACAGUUUGCGCUCGCGUGGAUACAAAAUACAUACCGGGCGUUGGCUUGUCGAUGGUAAUCCUCAACUCAUUCUAUUCGACAUCGGUUCUGGUGCAUGGAAAUUAGAUCAGUUCAAGUCUGAAUUGUGGGACAAGUGUCAUAUAGGAGUUCCCCACCUCGAUGUUGAAAGCAAUGAUGCCAUAAUAUUGGGUUUCAUGAUCGCUGAGUAUUUGGAAGAGUUCCGAAGAUGUGCCUCCGAAUAUUCACAGGCAAAUGAUUUGCAAGUGCCUCGCAUCGUGGCACACUUCCAUGAAUGGCAAGCAGGGGUUGGUCUGAUUGCGCUAAGAACUCGGCAUGUUGAGAUUGCUACAGUAUUUACGACGCAUGCUACCUUGCUGGGACGUUAUUUGUGUGCCGGUAAUACCGAUUUUUACAAUAACUUGGACAAAUUUGCCGUGGAUGAGGAAGCCGGCAAGCGACAGAUAUACCACAGAUACUGUUUAGAACGUGCUGCCACCCACUUGUCACAUGUCUUCACAACCGUCUCUGAGAUCACGGGCUACGAGGCAGAACAUUUGCUGAAACGCAAACCGGACAUUAUAACGCCGAAUGGUCUCAAUGUCAAAAAGUUCUCAGCUAUUCAUGAAUUCCAAAACCUGCAUGCCAUGGCUAAGGAAAAGAUCAACGAAUUCGUAAGAGGCCACUUUUAUGGCCACAUGGAUUUCGAUUUGGACAAGACAUUGUACUUCUUCAUAGCCGGUCGUUAUGAGUUCGGCAAUAAAGGUGCCGACAUCUUCAUUGAGUCAUUGGCUCGUUUGAAUGCAAUGUUGAAACAGGAGAAGCCCGAUACAACCGUUGUUGCGUUCCUAAUCUUUCCAACCAAGACGAACAAUUUUAAUGUCGAUUCCUUGCGAGGCCAUGCCGUUGUUAAACAAUUGCGUGACACAAUCAAUGGCGUCCAGCAAGGCAUCGGCAAACGCUUGUUUGAUUCAUGCCUCAAGGGACACAUUCCAGGUCCAGACGAGUUGCUUACAAAGGAUGACCUCGUGAAAAUUAAGCGGUGUAUGUAUGCCUUGCAGAGAGAUUCAAUGCCUCCAGUAACGACCCACAACAUUGUUGACGAUUGGAAUGAUCCUGUGUUGGGAGCCAUUAGACGCUGCCAACUUUUCAAUACUGUUCACGACCGUGUAAAAAUGGUAUUCCAUCCAGAGUUUUUAACUUCGACAAAUCCCCUGUUUGGAAUCGAUUAUGAAGAGUUCGUUCGUGGCUGCCAUUUAGGUGUUUUCCCCUCAUACUACGAACCUUGGGGCUAUACUCCAGCUGAAUGCACUGUGAUGGGUAUACCAAGCAUUACAACAAAUCUUUCCGGCUUUGGAUGCUUCAUGGAAGAACACAUAAGUGAUCCAAAGUCUUAUGGUAUUUACAUUGUUGACCGCAGAUAUAUUGGUUUAGAGAAUAGCAUUCAGCAAUUGGCCAGCUAUAUGAUGGACUUUUCCAGACUUAAUAGAAGACAAAGAAUUAUACAACGAAACCGAACAGAACGUUUGAGUGAUUUGCUUGAUUGGAGGACACUUGGCAUUUACUACAGACAAUCACGCGUAAAAGCUUUACAAGCCGUUUAUCCUGACUAUGUGGAUGAAAGCUCGCUGUACAGUUCCCGAAGCAACUUGAACUUCUCAAGACCUUUUAGUGAACCUCCAAGCCCUUCGUCUUCAAGACACACAACUCCUGCCCCUUCGGUACAUGGCUCUGACGAAGAGGACUCUGUUGAUGAAGAAACCGAACUCAAGGAGUUGGGUAUCAAAUAAUGAGACAACUUUUUCACGCCGGUUCGUUUAAGAAGCUAACAUACAAUCCAUGACCCCUGACUAACUAUACCUAGAUCCGAUGAUCCGUUACCACUGCUCCUACUGCUUCUUUUUUGAUUUAUAACUUGAAGAGAUGACGAUCCGUAUUCUAAAUAAUAAUAAUAACUACAAAGCUACGCUAAAACCUUUUUACCUCAUUCAACGAACAAUUUUGAUGUACCCUAAACAACUAAACAACCAUAUACAAAAAAUAAUAAUAAUCAACAAACUGAAUAGAAAUAUCAAAAAAAAAAAAAACAAUUGCACUUAAGACAUUCAUUAUUAGAAACGGUGUAUUACGAUAUUAGAAAAAUUAGAGAAAAAUAAGAAUAAACAGCAAUAAAAAUAUUUCAAACAUUAUUAGUUAAAUGAUUUUAAAUAAAUAUAUCAAUAAAUUAGAAA
This is a messenger RNA of Musca domestica (house fly), 2671 nucleotides long. RefSeq names its product glycogen [starch] synthase (gene GlyS). Gene Ontology annotation, molecular function: alpha-1,4-glucan glucosyltransferase (UDP-glucose donor) activity. The transcript has 8 exons. The record is from RefSeq and is a predicted model, not a curated record. NCBI's taxonomy places the organism in Eukaryota, Metazoa, Arthropoda, Insecta, Diptera, Muscidae. Bases 161 to 2230 code for a protein of 689 amino acids. Gene Ontology annotation, cellular component: cytoplasm. Gene Ontology annotation, biological process: glycogen biosynthetic process.